This is a messenger RNA of Leptomonas pyrrhocoris, 4339 nucleotides long. RefSeq lists its product as hypothetical. The record is from RefSeq and is a predicted model, not a curated record. Bases 446 to 4339 code for a protein of 1297 amino acids. NCBI's taxonomy places the organism in Eukaryota, Euglenozoa, Kinetoplastea, Trypanosomatida, Trypanosomatidae. Gene Ontology annotation, biological process: lipid metabolic process. The transcript has a single exon.
AGGUACAUAUCUUUUCCAUCUUGUCCAAUUCUUCGUUUCCCGCGUGUGAAGGUGCGUUUGUUCGUGGGUUUUUUUUUCGACUUUUCAGGUUAACGGUGGCCCUCCGCACGGUGAGAGAGGCCUCUUCUUUUCUCUUGUGGACCUGCCUGUCGCACCGCCGUUGUUCCACACUCGUCACACAGAGGCAUACACUGCCACCUCUGCACCUUUGGUUUCUUCACCAGCUUUUAUUGUUAUUACUAAUGCCACUUUCACUAUAACUGUUUCUCUUUCUCACACGUGUGCUGUUUUCGCUCUCGAGUACAUUCGCUUUUUCUUUUUUCAACUUUUUUUUCUCCUCUGCUGUCGACACGCGCGUGCUGUUGUUCAAAAAAAAAUAUCUCGCCAAUACACCGCCGUCCUUUCUGAUGCAUCUCUUCUUUCUCUUCGGUCUGCCUCCGCAAAAAUGGAUAAAACAACGGACGUGGACGCAUUGACUGACCGUCCUUCUCCCUCUCCCUUCUCUGCGACGGCGGCAGAUGUCGCUGCGGCACCUCGCGAAGUAGCCGGUGCGAGAAGCUCUCCCAUGAGUUCGCGAACGGCGGUGACCGGCGGCUCACCCGCGGCCGCGUCGACGACGAACGGCGCCCACCAUGGGACGGCGGUCCCGCCACCAAACGCGACGGCAACGAGGCAGGAAAUCUCUUCUGCGUCUUCUGACUUUUUCAAACUCUUGAAUCAGCAGAAGGAGUCACUGAUGGCGCUCUUCAACAGCAGCGAAAAGAAAGAAAGCACCCAGACUACCGCUAACGCUCCUUCAUCUUCACCGAGCUCGGUGAACGAAGUGCCGACCGGCGGAUCACCGUGCUCCGCCACACCUGAGAGUAACAGCGCCGUGCUGAACGAUGCUGCAACGCAGAUGUCAGCACACACCGCGUCAGUGACACAGGCAAAUGUGGAUGCCCCUCCUCCCGCCUUCAGCGAUGACCACUCCGUCGAAGACUUCUUUUCUUGCUUUGCCAUACCAGGUACGUAUACAGAUGCGGACACCGUCCUCGAGCGUCACGCUGCCCGCCUGGGUGCGACAGAACCUACUCACGACACUCCGUUGAAGACUGCUGCCGAUGCCGCGGCUUCCACUACUGAAGCAACGACUUCGCCUGUUCUGCCAAGUCACGUCCAUCAGCUGCGACCCACGCAGUUCUUCGUGCCCACUCUGUGUGAAGUGUGCCGAAGGACGAUGCUAGACACGAAGGUGUGGCCGCCUCCCUCGUCCUCUGCCAAGGCGGCCCCCUCCUUCUUUUCCAAGCUGCUGCGGUCCCCGACCACCGAACCGCUUCCGGCAACACACGCGUCUACGUUAAGCGCUGAAGCGCAGAAGAUGUUUGCCACACCAUCAUCAACAACAGCGGCGACUACUGCGGCCUCUCCGGUGCAGCAGCCGUUCCUUGGCUUUGGGUCAGAGGGGUACCACUGCGAUGUGUGCGAUGUGGCGUUGCACCUGCAGUGUUUACGGACGAUGCGAGAGACGCAGGCGUGUGAGGUGCUCGCCCCUGCAGCCCACGCCAUACCCGAGGCGACGGCGAAGACAGAUGCAACGUCGUCAACUACCAACGACAAUAGCAGCAGCAGCAGCAGCUCCUUUACGUGGGACAGCGCCAAGGCGCUGCUGGGGGGCUACCUGGACCCGAACGGCGGCGCCUACAGCCGCAAGGACGCAAAUGUGAGGUUUGUGCUGAGUGGGGUGUUUGGGCUGCUCGACACGGUGGCCACUCGCUACCCGAACUUAACGCCGCUGACGUUUGUGAAGCGUCGGCAGGCCAUUCAAGAUCUCAGCGAGGCCCAUCAGGUGCUCUACGCGGCCUGCACCUCCUCUUUGCAAGACUCGGAGCUUAUGCAGGCCAUUUCGUGGGACACGAUUCGGGACAAGGAGACGCAACGCACCGCCGGCAGCAAAAACAAAAACCAGAGAAGGCACGGGGAUGACGCAGACGAUGACGGGGCGGCGGCAGCAGCAGCGGAGCAGCUCCCUUCUGUGUCCAUGCUCACACGUGAGAUGCGGUCCCUCAAGAUGGACACCUCCCUCCUCUCCCAACUCACCUCCAGCCUUACAGGCACCACUAUCAGUCCCGCAAACAAAAGCAGCAACAGUACUGCACUCAACCUUAACAGCUUUCUGCCAGGAUUUGCGAAGCUUCGAACCGAAGAACCCAUCGGACGUGGCGCGGCCUUUCCAGUGCAGCUGCUGCUGUGGCGAGCGUUGCGCUACGCGACCGCUGUCUACGGCGAAGUCUACCGCCGCGGCAGCCUCUCCUCCACCGUCUCCGCUGCCCUUCUUUUCACGGUCAACCGCAGCAGCGUCAACGUGUCGAAGACGGCGAACGACGCGGCGGUGACCGCGCUGCUGGAGCUGCCUGCGUCCUCGCUGAGGCUCUCACGCUGGGCCUCCAAGGCAACCGAGCCGAGCUACGUGCUGCUGGUCGAUCACGGAUUGGGCCACAUCGUUGUUGCCUUUCGCGGUACGCUGAACACGUACGACAUCAUGACGGAUUUGGCAGCGGUCGGUGUGCCGUUCUGUGGGGGGUAUGCCCACCAGGGGGCAGCGCACGUGGUGAACGCCCUCUUCGAUCACCGCGCCUCGCAGCGCGCCACGGGGCAGCCGUUGACUCCCGCCACAGCUGCAGCGGCGACGACGACGAGUGCCACCACCACCACCACCACUAAUACGACGUCCCCGCCGUCAUCUUCUUGCGUUACAGCGACAGAAGGGGUGGAGGUCAAAAAUGAGAAGGACAGCACGGGGAAGGUCAGGGUCGUCCUCAAGCCGUACGCACUGCGGGCGCUCGAGACCCCUGACGGUCUUCUGGACGGCCUUGAGCAGCUCGCGGAGGAGUACCCGACCUACUCGAUUCUCGUCACGGGGCACUCGUUGGGCGGAGGUGUGGCGGUGCUCUUCGCGACCCGACUGCACCAUGAUCGUGCCUUGCGCGAGUCGUUGCUGCGCCGCAUUCAUGUCAUCGCGUUCGCACCGAUGCCCACGCUGUCGCUGCCGGCCGCGUCGUGCUUCGAUGGUGUGAGCUGCGAGUUGGCCGACGGGGGUGUCAGCCGCACGCCUCCUCCGUCGAAUCCGCGACAGCAACAACAAGCGGAUAGGGUGUGCGUCGGCGACAGUUCGCCGCAGCUGACGCACGCCACCGCCGGCACAUCGUCCACAUUCUUUCAACCUUCUUUAUCUUCCUCUUCUUUUACGCCAGCUGAGUCACGCGACGGCGUUCGUCAGGCGUGUUUCCCCGUGUGGAGUGUCGUGAACGGCUUUGAUUGCGUGCCACGGCUCCAGGUGAACACGAUUGAUCGCUUGCUGCGCCAGAUCAUCGGACCACAGGUUGCGGCGAGAGCCACUACCUCCUCCACGGCUGGUCAGCCACAGCAGCAGCAACAACAGAAGACGCAGCCGCCACAGAAGUCUUCGUCUCGUGCCACCGCGGCGAUGAUGCGCCAACGGUGCCGCGGCGAGGGCCGAGACGGUGCGUGGACAGAGGAGAACACCGACGCCGCUGCGGUGGAAAUGCAGGAGAUACCCACGAGGUGCGCAACGCAAGACACGAAUGAAAGAGCCGUACCGGCCGAGGUGCGCGCAGCCACCGCAGCGAUGGCCACCUCCUUCGAUGACGAAACUAAGUCGAAGGCGGCGGUUGAACUUCAUGGACUUUCGCUGUUGGCUUCUUCGUUUUCGACCACUACGGGUGCUCAAGCGACGAGGGAAGGUGUCGCGUUAGGCGGUGCAACGACGGCGGCGACGGCGGCAGACAGCGCCAGCGCAGCAGCCAUACUACCCGGUUGUGGAACGAGAGCUGCGAAUGCAGCGCCACCGGCGGCUGCAGCAACGACAUCGGCUUCAAGCAGCACGGAAUGCGCACGCACACAGCAAAAGUAUCACGACGAACCGGCCUGGGUUAGCGAUGCGCGUGCGGGGUUCGCCCCUUCAGCGGUACAGCAAAAAGAUGUGGUGGUGAAGGACCACCGCGCAUCUGUGAGAGCGGAGGAGGGGACGUCGGCGUGUGCUGACUCCGAUCCAGUGCCUACUGCUGCCGCAGAAGGUGGCACAGACGCACCGGCGGCCAAUUCCGCUGAUGCAUGCGGCGAGCACGAUCUGUCACACGAGCUGCAUCAUCCAGGCCGUGUCCUGCUGCUGACUUCACCGUGGGAGACAACGCAGAAUCGCCUGGUCGACGUGCCGCGAGGUCAUCCGGUCAUGCACGAGUUCUUUCUGAUGAAGUACAUGCUGCUGCAGCACACCGUGGAUGCGUACUGCGGGUCACUGGCGGAGAUGCACCGCCAACAAAAAAAGUUGAAGCGUUGA